Molecule: messenger RNA, 1586 nt
Organism: Notodromas monacha
Lineage: Eukaryota; Metazoa; Arthropoda; Ostracoda; Podocopida; Cyprididae
Source: the annotation of a GenBank genome assembly
CAGAGCACUAAGAAGCAGUCAAGAAAAGAGCUUGGUGAUGUGGAGUUCAAGUUGGAGCAAGUGAUGAAGGAGAAGCAGGGGAUGGCUGAAGAGAUUCGGCUCUUACACGAGAGGCUAACUGAGGCUGAGCAGACUGCUCAACGUCACCUGGAAGACAAACGGGACCUGAAGGCAUCCCUGAGUGAUGCUCAAAGGCGGCUGCAGGAAGCUGCACAAGAGCUUUCUGAAAGUCAACGCAGACUUCAACGGGUCGACGAACGGCAUCGUGUUGAAACUCAAGAAUGGGAGCAGUUUCAGCAGGAUUUGCUGAUGACGGUGAGAGUCGCCAAUGACUUCAAGGCGGAGGCUCAAUCAAACUUGGAAAAGUUGCUUCAGGAGAAUCGUUCGCUGAGGGAUAAGAUCCGCAGUAUGGAACUGGAGAUCGACAGAAUCAGAUCGGACAAGUCCCUGGGAGCGACAGUGAGUCCCCUGCAAACUUUGCGUCCUGUUGGAUCUCCGUUCGGUGACCUGCACCUGGGUCUGGACGUGAGGAGAAGUGGAGCCACUGCCAAUAGCCGAACGUUUGGACGGAGUUCCGGUGAGCACCGGUUGUCCGUCCGAAGUCUUAUAACUAGUAUCGAAAGUGCUACGAAACAUGCCAAAGCGAAUGUCUUGGAGGAGAAGCCGGUGGCGACGUCCCCAGCCGUCACGUCCAGCGUGGAGACGGACGCGGCGUUGCCUCUGCCGCCAGUAACGCCGCCGCCGGCGGAGUUGCAGCUUCCUUCAUUCCGACCCGUCCUGUCCCCCGCGAGGAAAGUGAGCUUCUCCAGCGAUACCCCGACGUCUCCGAACCCGAAACCCGGGAUCCUGACAAAGAGCAAAAUGGAGACUGAGCCGCUCAAGCACCGUCCUUUGCUUCACGACGUUCCUGGAUCCGCGCUGAUUCAGUCUGGGGACCCGUUGGCCAACCUGGCCCGGAAUGGGGGAUCCAAACGUAACGCUUUGUUGAAGUGGUGUCAGCAGAAGACCAUGGGAUACUCGGGGAUCGACCUGACGAACUUCAGUUCUAGUUGGAAUGACGGCCUGGCGUUUUGCGCCUUGCUGCACAGCUACAUGCCCGAGAGGAUCGGGGAUUACGACGCCCUGCUGAAAGGUGGCAACAAGAAAACCAACUUUGCCACUGCUUUCAAGGCUGCUGAGUCGGUUGGCAUAGAGACAACCCUGGAUCUGAACGAGAUGGUGAGCUUCGAACGCCCGGAUUGGCACGCAGUCAUGUCCUACGUAACCGCAAUCUACAAGCAUUUCGAAACUUGAGAAUCCGGAAGGCAGCACAGCGUACCGGAAGCUUUAAAACGACUCAUUCGAAAAGUAUCUAAUUUAUUCGGGAAAAGAGUGAAAAUCGUAACGUUUGCCGUGCGCUUUAUUUUUUCGUACGCGAGAAGAAAAUUUACAAUAUUUUAUUCUUUUUUCGUAUGAAACCGAGAUCCAGGAACUCACGAGUGUUCAGUGUUCUACGGGCACGAGCUUGUUGAUUAAUCUUUUUUUGGGAAACGUGGAUCUGAGAUUUUAGAAAUUGGGGAAACUGACUUGAGUGCAUUUUGGGAGGG